AACAGUAUCCAUGUUUAUCCAAGAGCAUUCAAAUAUGAUUUUUCAUAUAAUAUGAAAAAAAGUGGUCUUAUUUAGAUGAUGCGUUGUCUCGGUGAGCUUUGUAAUCUGUGACUACCUAUGUUUUAAUUUUGAUAAAACUCAAUAGUUCUACUUUUCUUGAAAAACUCUAGUAAUAUUUAACAUUUCAUUGACAAAAUAUUUUCAGAACAGAUCAACAGUUCCUGGCCCCGGUUUUUCCCUAAGUUAAAUACAUAAUCAAGCAUUUGUUUCCAUUUAAUAUAGAGGAUAGCAUUGGAAAUUCAAAGAGAUCACUUUUGACUGAGCUAGGUAAAAUAUUCAGCUCAAAAAAAAAAUGAAUAAGCCAUUUAAAUAAUAUUUUAACUGCCAAGUAAUUUCUUAGGAUUGAAGACCAAGCUUGAAAUAAACUGAUUUUGAGAAAUUCAGGGUCGAUCGUAAACUGAUAAUAGCCUAAAGUCAGAAUUUCACAUUCCAGAUCUUGCAUCACCCCUGGCAUUAAGAGUACAUUGGUGUCAGCAUAAAUUGUCGAAAGGGAUGCACUUCGUGCUCAAGGAAAUUCAACAGGCAGCUGACUUGAUCGAUAGAAGACAAUGGUUACAUUUAUAUUCCUAAAGAGGUGCAUACUUGUUCUACUGCUAACGCCCCUUAUACGACCUAGUUCAUCUUUUGUUUGCAGUUAUUUUUGUUGUGAUUGUAAUGCAUUGGAAAACUUGACACAGACAACAUGUACCAAUACGACAAAGGUUGUACCAGUAACAAAACCUGUCACCAAUAUAGGUACAAUCAUCGGUGCAGCAGGUGGAGGAAUGGUGUUUGGAUCAGUCGUUACAGUCCUGGUAUUUGUGUGUAUAUGGCGCGCAGUUUGUAAGGAAACGAAUCGUAUGAUAACAAACCCGGUAUAUGAUCCUGGUGAUGGCACAGUUGAAGAAAACACAAAAGAGCAAAACGGGGAAAACACGACAUACAAUGAAAUAAAAGAUAUUACACUAGGCAAAGAAGGAGAACCAGCAAAACAGCGAGAGCAAUCCAGUUCGAGAAAAGAUGUGGACAAUCAAUUUAGUGGAUUAAACAAGGAAAAUAAAAGCGGCAAAUACGAUCGUUUAGCAUUGGUGGUAUCCAACAAGAUGGACGGUUAUGAACCGAUGAAUGCUCAUAGUGAUAAUACUGAUGACCAGAAAGGUCAAAGUGCAGGUGAAUGUGAGAAUCCACCGGUAGAUGGAAAUGAAAAGAGUGAUGACUAUUAUGUUGUGGAAAAAAUAGCGAUAAAUGAAUAAUGAUGUAUAACAAUCUUAAUACCUGUCGUACAAGCAUUAUAAAGGGUAUUGAAAAAAUGCUAACAUGAUUCAGGUGUACAUUUUAGAAUGUUUAACACACAAACUAAAUGUGUCUGCGUCAUAUUUUCCUUGAA
Messenger RNA from Magallana angulata, 1426 nucleotides. RefSeq lists its product as uncharacterized. The coding region runs from base 609 to 1292 and encodes 227 amino acids. The transcript is spliced from 8 exons. Lineage: Eukaryota; Metazoa; Mollusca; Bivalvia; Ostreida; Ostreidae. The record is from RefSeq and is a predicted model, not a curated record.